GGUGGCGGCGGUGGCGGUGGUCGUAACGGUGGCGGAGGAGGCGGGUACGAAUCAGCUGCGGGCGGAGACAUGGCCAACAUCGCGGUGCAGCGAAUCAAGCGGGAGUUCAAGGAGGUGCUGAAGAGCGAGGAGAGUGAAAAAAAGACUCACUUUUCUCUGAAUUACAAUUUUGGGGGAAUGAGGACAGAGACGAGCAAAAAUCAAAUUAAAGUAGAUCUUGUAGAUGAGAAUUUUACAGAAUUAAGAGGAGAAAUAGCAGGACCUCCAGACACACCAUAUGAAGGAGGAAGAUAUCAACUAGAGAUUAAAAUACCAGAAACAUAUCCAUUUAAUCCCCCUAAGGUCCGGUUUAUCACUAAAAUAUGGCAUCCUAAUAUUAGUUCCGUCACAGGGGCUAUUUGUUUGGAUAUCCUGAAAGAUCAAUGGGCAGCAGCAAUGACUCUCCGCACGGUAUUAUUGUCAUUGCAAGCACUACUGGCAGCUGCAGAACCAGAUGAUCCACAAGAUGCAGUAGUAGCAAAUCAGUACAAACAAAAUCCCGAAAUGUUCAAACAGACAGCUCGACUUUGGGCACAUGUGUAUGCUGGAGCACCAGUUUCUAGUCCAGAAUACACCAAAAAAAUAGAAAACCUAUGUGCUAUGGGCUUUGAUAGGAAUGCAGUAAUAGUGGCCUUGUCUUCAAAAUCUUGGGAUGUAGAGACUGCAACAGAAUUGCUUCUGAGUAACUGAGACAUAGAGCUGCUGAUAUAGUCAAGCUUGCCCCUUCUUGAGGAGCAUCAACAUCUGUUAUUUUUAGGAUUCUGCGUAGAUUUCUUUUAAACUGGCAUUCUUGCCUAAUGAUGUUAUCUAGGCACCAUUGGAGACUGAAAAAAAUCUCUGCUCUGUAAAUAAAGCUAAUUAAACGUCUCUGUAAAUUUAAAAAGGGGAAAUACUUUAAUUUUUUUCUUACUUAAUAGUGUAAAAAUUCUUUGAGCUAAGCUAAAACCAUGGAAAAAACAUGCUACUUUAGUGUUUAGCAGUGUACCAAGACUAGCAAGAGUUUGCUUCAGGAUUUUGUUGAAUAAUUAAGAUAAUAUUUUGAGUGUGUCAGGGCCAUUCAAAUCGUUGGUGUUGCAUCACAGCUACCUUAACUGUUUUUAACAUGGAUCCUCUGUGCCUGUGAAUUUACUUGCAUGCUUGUACUUGACUUCUUAGGGUGGGUAGCUGAAAAGACCACCAUUUUAAGCAUUUGAGAAUUCUUAAAUAUGAGAUUAUUCAGAAUUGAAGAUGGUGACCUAUUCAGAGCCUUUUUGUCCUUGUCAGCAGACUGGGACACCAUAUCUGUUUUUCCCCUCUUACCACACACAGCUAAUAUUCUAAUAGUAAAUUUCUCUCUUUGGUGGGGAAAUGUGCUGAGGGACAGUAUCCCUUGCUCCAUUUUUAGGUUGUCCAUUUGGAAUGUUUUGUCACAAUUCUUCACUCUUAGAACUUUCAUAUAUAAGUAAUAAUGUAAAAACGGAGCUGCCAGUUUCGUUUCUCUUGCAAAAACAGUAAAAACUUGAUGUUGCAGUAUUCCCAGAUUUAAUGAAAGAACCCAGCUUAAUUUUUCAGUGAAUUUAACAUCUUUCUAUUUUUAAACUGAUGAAAUUUUUCUUUGACAACUUGCAAGGGUGAAAUCAACUGUUGGCAGUUUUUUAAGCCUAAUUUUGGCUUUAUAAGAGAUUGCUUUAUCAGAUCCUUUAAAAGUCACUCUUGUGUGCAUUUCCCCCAAUUGACACAUGAAAGCUGUGUUGGUGUUUUACUGUACAUACUUCAGAUGCACAUAGGAAUAGAAGUGUGUUAUAAAUCUAGCUUUCUUUAUGAUGUUUCUGAUAAUAUGAGAAUUGAAAACUUUACCUUCUCUUGUACAUAGUCAGACUUUCUAUACGUAUUAAACUUACAUUUCAUUCUAAGUUCAAAAGUUUGAAAAUUAUUAGUUUUGCAAGCUCAAACACUAAUGUGACCAUUUUAUGAAGGGUGAAAUGGAUUUGUGUAGGCUGUUCUAUACGUAGAAACACAGUUAUUAUUACAUAUUCAGGACCAAUGCAAAAAUAACAAAAAUGUAAUGGAAUCAGAGUGAAUUAAAGUAAGGCUGUAUACUGAAAGUCAUAUUAUAAAAGGUUUGCUUUCUUCAAGUGUUACUUAUCCUAAAUUAUAAUGGUUAAGUGUUUGGAAAAUAGUUUUGAACCAUAAAUUCAGCAUAAUUUCAUUUGACUUCUCAAUAAUCUUAGAAGCAAUAAAAGAACCAUUAUUAAAUAUAUUGUAAUGUUAAGAUGUGGAGGUUCUUCCAACAACUUGUAAGGCUUUCCUAAUCAAUAGUAAACUCUUGUAGUUGAUUUUAUUGCAUACUAAACACAAGUUGCUGUUUUUUUCCCCUAUAUGUUUGCUUAAGUAUAAAUUUCUUUAUACAAUCAC
This is a messenger RNA of Orcinus orca (killer whale), 2433 nucleotides long. It is a transcript of the gene UBE2K, whose product is annotated as ubiquitin conjugating enzyme E2 K. NCBI's taxonomy places the organism in Eukaryota, Metazoa, Chordata, Mammalia, Artiodactyla, Delphinidae. Gene Ontology annotation, biological process: proteasome-mediated ubiquitin-dependent protein catabolic process; protein polyubiquitination. Bases 70 to 729 code for a protein of 219 amino acids. Gene Ontology annotation, molecular function: ubiquitin conjugating enzyme activity; protein binding. Gene Ontology annotation, cellular component: nucleus. The record is from RefSeq and is a predicted model, not a curated record. The transcript has 8 exons.